Diaporthe citri is the source of this 222-nucleotide messenger RNA. RefSeq lists its product as uncharacterized. NCBI's taxonomy places the organism in Eukaryota, Fungi, Ascomycota, Sordariomycetes, Diaporthales, Diaporthaceae. The record is from RefSeq and is a predicted model, not a curated record. Bases 1 to 222 code for a protein of 73 amino acids. The transcript is spliced from 2 exons. Gene Ontology annotation, biological process: carbohydrate metabolic process.
AUGACUAUCCACCCAGAUGUGUCGGGUCGUCCACACGUCCUGCUCAUGCAUGAGCGCAUAAUUGAGCACAUCAACAAGCAUGAGGGUGUGAGAUGGGUGACGAUGGCCGAGAUGAGCGACCACUUCAAGAGCAAGAAUACCCCAGCACCUGGAGCCCUGAUGCCUGCAGAUGCACAAGAGGUCAUGCGUAGGUAUCAUGAGUUCAAGAACAAGCAGGCGUGA